AUUUUUUGGGGUGUGUCAUCGCCGCAUCUUGGCCAUACGCCGCACUGUUGCAGCCAAAACCCACUGCGAGUGCACCUCGGCUGCACCGUCAUCCUCCACGCCAAGCUUCGAGCCACAGCGACAUCUCCGCCGAUCCACAGCAUGAGCGAGUACCCAGCGGACACGCCGGCGCAGCAGAAGCUGCGCGAUAUACUCAUCGCCGAGAAGCAGGAGCACCUCUACAAGGACUGGAAGGCGAGCGACACGAAAGAGCAGCGCAAGGCGUUUUACGAUCAAAUCGCGACCCUCGACGGCGCGUAUCCCGGCGGCUUGAAAGCCUACCUCGCGUCGGCGCGCGAUCUGUUAGCGGCGUCGGCCAAGGGCGCCAACCCCUUGGAGGGCUGGACGCCGUCCGUGCCCCAAGGCGAAUCGUUGCAGUUCGGCAGCGAGGCCUGGUUGCAAGCGGAGGACCUUGGCAGUCAAGAGGUCUCCAAAUGCGCCUUCGUGCUCGUCGCGGGCGGUUUGGGCGAAAGAUUAGGCUAUUCCCGCAUCAAGGUCGAGCUGCCGACGGAGACGGCGUCGGCGACGAAAUACCUCGAGUACUACGUCAAGACGUUACUAGCCUUAGGUGACCGGCUGCCUUUGGCCAUCAUGGUGUCCGGCGACACCGAGGCCAUGACGCGGCAACUCUUGAAGGAAAAUAACGACUUUGGAGCCGCCAAGGGCCAGAUCACGCUCAUGAAGCAGGAAAAGGUGCCCGCGCUCCAGGACAACGACGCUAGAAUAGCACCCUUAUCAACGUAUGAGGUGCAGGCCAAGCCCCACGGCCACGGCGACGUCCACGUUUUGUUACAUCAGUCCGGUCUCGUGAAGAAGUGGGCUUCGCAGGGCCGGAAGUGGGUCUACUUCUUCCAGGACACGAACGCUCUAGGAUUUCGACCGUUGUUGGCUACGUUAGGAGUGUCGAAACAACAUAAUUUGCACUGCAACUUUCUGACCGUUCCUAGAUUGCCCGGCCAGGCCGUGGGCGGCGUGGCCAAAUUAACGCAUGAAGAUGGCCGCGAGAUGACGCUGAACGUCGAGUACAAUCAAUUGGGACCUCUCCUGAAAGCUACCGUCGAUCCCAGAGGAGAUGUGGCCGGCGCCGACGGAGUCCACUCGCCCUACCCGGGCAACAUCAACCAGUUCGUCUUGGCGUGUGGGCCCUACGCCCAAACUUUGGAGAAGACGCGCGGCGUCAUGGGCGAGUUCGUGAACCCCAAAUACGCGGACUCGACGAAGACGACCUUCAAGAAGCCCGCCCGGUUGGAAUGCAUGAUGCAGGACUACCCCAAGGUGUUGGCGAAGGAGGAGAAGGUCGGUUUUACGUCCGUGGACGCCUGGAUCUCGUUCUCGCCCUGUAAAAAUGCCACGGCCGACGCCGCCACGAAAAGUCCACCAGCGUGUGCUUUAUCGGCAGAAGCGGACCAGUACGCCCACUGCGCGGAAAUGUUACGGUGGUGCGGGUGUGCCGUCGAGAAGCAGUCCAUGCCGGAGGCGUGGGGCGGCGUCGCCGUCGACAAUCUAAGGCCGGCCAUCGUCCUCCUGCCGUCCUUCGCCACCUCUCUCAAGGCGCUGAAGGGUCGCGUGCCCUCCCCAAAAUUCGUGACCGUGACGGAGCGCUCCACUUUAAUACUGGAGGGCGACGUCACCGUGAAGUCGCUCCAAUUGGACGGCGGCCUCGUCGUCAAAUGCGCGCCGGGCGCGUCGUGCACGAUAGAGCACUGCGUCGCGGCGAACGCGGGUUUCGUGCGGGGCCCGGCGCCGGGCGACGCGCCGGAAGCCACGGCGAUCCGCGGCUACGUCACCGUCAGGGGCGGCGACGUGCCGUCGUUCGACUUUACGAGCGGGUCCUGGGUCGUGACGAGCGAGGGCAGCGGCGUCGUGGCGCGGCGCGCGGCCGAGGAGGGGUGCGCGGGAUGCGUGGUGGCCUAACCUUAUCAAGUCUA
Molecule: messenger RNA, 1967 nt
Organism: Pelagomonas calceolata
Lineage: Eukaryota; Pelagophyceae; Pelagomonadales; Pelagomonadaceae
Source: the annotation of a GenBank genome assembly